UCUUUCAUCAGUCUGCAGCUGCAACUGUGGACACCUUCUAAAACCCUAAAAAAUAACACACACCCAUUACUCCACCCUCUUUCUUCUCUCCAUCUAAACCUAAUCAUAAUUCAAAAUCAACAUCUACCUCUAUAUCUAUAUUAUUUAUGGUUAUGGAGUCGAAUUACAGCCCAGUGGAGGCUCUGAUGUCCGUUGCUCCGUUAAUUACAACGUCGUCCACGAAGAUGCGCAUUCAGAUCUUCCGCCAUCAAAUUCCUUCUAUUCUUAACAAUUUAGGCUCUGCGCAGAUGACUACCGAGUUUGCAUCUCUGUUGGUUGAUUUACUUUUCCAAACACUGUCUAUUUAUGAUGACCGUCGGUCGAGAAAACCUGUGGAUGACGUGAUUGUAAAAGCUUUCGGCGAAGCUCUUUUCAUGAAAAGUUUUGCAGCAACUCUUGUACAGGUUAUGGAAAAGCAGUCAAAGUUCCAGUCACCGGUAGACUGUUACAGGGUUCUGACGUGGUCUGUUCUCCUAUUAACUGAAAGUCAGUUUGCCUUGUUAUCAAAGAAUGCAUUAUGCAGAGUAGUACAAGCCCAGGCAUCAGUGAUCCAUAUUGCUAUGCAAGGAUCAUUCCGUGUCAGAAGGCGUUGCAAGAAAAUCUUUUUUCACUUGUUCACAAAGUCACCUGAUCUUCUCAAAACUUACAUGGAAGAACUGAAAGGUUCGAGGAUCCCAUAUAAGGAUAGUCCUGAGUUAAUACAACUGAUACUUGAAUUUACGAUUUCAAAUCCCACAUUUUUUGAUAUAUGGAAGAAAAUAUUUCUUGAUAUGUACGUUAAAGCAGUUCUAAAUGCGAGGGAGAAGCCCACAGAUGGCCUCAGUGAAGCUUUUGCUCCAUUAUUCGCUGAUUUAUCGCAUGAAGAUUUUAAAAACAUUGUCCUCCCAUCAUCUGUCAAGAUGUUGAAACGGAAUCCAGAGCUUGUGUUGGAAUCAAUUGGAGUUCUUUUGAAAACUGUCAAAAUUGAUUUGAGUAAAUAUGCCGUUGAAAUUCUUUCAGUGGUGUUAACUCAGGCUAGACAUGCAGAUGAAGGCAGAAGAUUUGCCGCCUUUGCCAUAGUAAGGUGCUUAAGCCAAAAGUCUAGUAGCCCAGAUGCUGUAGAGGGGAUGUUUAACGCUAUAAAAUCUGUGAUUGGAGGUUCAGAAGGAAGACUUGCAUUCCCCUAUCAGAGAGUCGGUAUGAUCAAUGCAUUGCAAGAAAUUUCCAAUGCCCCUGAAGGGAAGUACCUGAACAGCUUGUCACCAACUAUAUGUGGAUAUCUUUUAUCCUUAUACAAGGAUGAUGGUAAUGAAGAGGUAAAGCUUGCAAGUUUAACGUGUUUAGGAGCUUGGGCAGUAAAAUCCCCAGAUGCUAUAUGCCCAGAUUUGAUAACCUUCUUUGCUUCUGGGAUCAAGGAGAAGGAAGUACUGAGAAGGGGUCACCUUCGUUGUCUGCGGGUAAUAUGCAGAAAGACUGAUGCAGUUAUACAGAUGUCAUCUUUGCUGCUGCCUCUUCUCCAACUCGUUAAAACUGGUUUUACUAAAGCAGCUCAGCGGCUGGAUGGGAUUUAUGCGUUGCUCUCUGUGGCAAAAAUUGCUGUUCUUGAUGUUAAAGCAGAUGAAACUUUAUCAAAGGAAAAGAUUUGGCAGUUGAUAUUGCAAAAUGAACCUUCCAUCGUUCCGAUUUCAAUGGCAUCAAAAAUAUCAGCUGAGGAUUGCAUGACUUGUCUCAACCUUUUUGAGGUUCUGCUUGAUGAUUAUUCUCAAAGAGUGUUGGAGAUUUUUCCUCUGAGACCACUACUGCAGUUUGUUCUGUUUUUGGUGUGCCAUCCAAUCUGGGACAUCCGAAAAGCAGCCUAUGAUGCAAUUGGAAAGAUUCUUGUUGGUUCUCCACAAUUAUCUGAAGCUAUUAUGCUUGAGUUUGCAGAUUNUUCUAUUUUGCUGCCAUGA
Olea europaea var. sylvestris is the source of this 1967-nucleotide messenger RNA. RefSeq names its product protein ILITYHIA-like. Bases 147 to 1967 code for a protein of 606 amino acids. Gene Ontology annotation, biological process: regulation of translation; cellular response to amino acid starvation. Gene Ontology annotation, cellular component: cytosol. Gene Ontology annotation, molecular function: protein kinase regulator activity. Lineage: Eukaryota; Viridiplantae; Streptophyta; Magnoliopsida; Lamiales; Oleaceae. The record is from RefSeq and is a predicted model, not a curated record. The transcript is spliced from 11 exons.